CUGGGACGGCUUCCGGCUUCCGGCGGAGCCCUCGGUCGUCCCACGCAGCCGUCAUGGCAGCGGAGGAGAAGGACCCCCUGAGCUACUUCGCGGCUUACGGGAGCAGUAGCUCAGGCUCGUCUGACGAGGAGGAUAACAGCGAGCCGGAGGAAACGAGUCGCGGGGCCCCAGAUCCGGCGAAGUCGGCGGGCGGCUGUGGGAACAAGGCGGAGAAGCGGCUGCCUGGACCCGACGAGCUGUUCCGGAGCGUGACUCGCCCGGCCUUUCUCUACAAUCCGCUCAACAAGCAGAUAGACUGGGAGAGGCACGUCGUCAAGGCGCCGGAGGAGCCUCCAAAGGAAUUCAAAAUAUGGAAGUCAAACUAUGUACCACCUCCGGAGACCUACUCUACUGAGAAGAAACCUCCCCCUCCAGAGCUGGAUAUGGCAAUAAAAUGGUCUAACAUAUAUGAAGACAACGGAGAUGAUGCCCCACAGAAUGCUAAGAAAGCUAGGCUUCUGCCAGAAGGGGAGGAGACGGUGGAAUCAGGGGAUAAGAUGUCUGUCUGUCUGUUGCCUUCGGAGUAUUCUGACCCUCCUAGGAAUGGGGGAGAAAGUAGAACUACCUGCAUAGGACAAACCUGAAAAUGCAGUUUCAGUGAAACAUCUGCCUAUGAUGAAAAAGACGAGCAUGCUUCUAAAAAGCGCAAAGUAGAACCAGGAGAGCCAACAAAGAAGAAAAAGUAGAAAACAAAUGGCAAGAAGUUUUGGACUGUGAAACUUGUUGAAAUGGUUUUUCUCCGCAGAUUAAGUUGAUAUUGUAAAUUAUCAUGAGACAACAUCUCCAUGAAAGUACAUGUUAAUUAACUAAUGAGUGUUGCUGCAGCAACUUUCCACUGUAGAAUUCAUUUUUUAUUUAAAACUUACGUGUAUUUAAAACUUAAAUAGUGACUUUUGAUUGUGAAAUUGACAACACUUGGAAGCAUUCUUGCUAUCACAGAAUUGGUGACAUGCUUUGAGAGUUUGUCCCAUGUUGACAUGCCAUUGUUCUAUGAACCUUUUAUAAAGGAAUAUAUUUUUAAAGUUAAAUAUAUUGUAAUGUACUGUGAACUUGUAGGAUGCUUUUCAACAGUGUUUGUACAGUGUAAAUAGAUCAUGAAAUAAAAGUACCAAUAUUACUAUUACUGCAUAACAUUAACAUUUGAAUGUUUGUGACAAAUACCCUCUUUGCCGUGUGACAUUCUAAUAGUACAUAUCACCAUUUAGGAAGUGCCUCCUGUGUUCCAGGUGCUUUGUGCGUAUGUUCUCUCUGAUGCUCAGCCAAAUAAGGCAGAUGUUGUUAGCCUCAUUUUAUAAUAGAGAUUAAUUUAUCCAAGGUUACACAGCUACUGAGCAAUGGAUUUGGUGUUUAUUAACUCAGGACACUUGAGCUACAAAAAUAUCACACUAAACCACCUAUCUGCCCAUUGGAAUUUAGUCAUCUUCUAGGAACUCCAGUUGCCAUCUCUUCCAGGUCCUCUUCUGUGGUACCAGUGGAGAGCGCCUCCCCGAUUGUAUUACUGCACUUAUCAGAUAUGCCUUGUGUUCUGAUUAUUCAUUAAUUUCCCUCUUAAAUAGUAAGCUUACCAAAGAUAAGGGUCUUCAAUGAAGAGUUGCCAGGUGUAGCAAAUAAAAAUGUGAGACCCCUAGUUAACAUUUGGAUUUUAGAUAAACAACAAAUGUUUUAGUAUGUGCAGUAUUUGGGACAUACUUCUACUAAAAAUUUGUUUAUCGUACAUAUCAUAGGUAGUGGCAUCAACUGGUAAAGCCUGAGUCCAGUGUGACAGACAAAUGGAAUUACGCAGUUGUGAUUCUCCCAUUUCCUGGAGAAACCUAUAUCUGGAUGCAUGUAGUGGCGGAACACAUUACUCAGAAGUUACUGAAAUAUUACAAGAUUAAAAAAACUAACAUGAACACAAACCUCAAUUAAAAAAAAAAAGCCCAGCAAGCCACUGUCUGAAAAUCUUUUUAACCCCUUGUUACUACCCAUUGGUUCAACUCCUAAUUUAUAUCAAUCAGUUUCUGACAAAAAAAACUCACUAUGUCAGUCCCUAGUGGUGCUUUGCACCUCCUUUCUGGAAGUAACAGAAUGGGGGAGGGAGGAGCCACGGCUUCUUGGAGGGAGGGGAUGUUCCGAUACAGACAGGUCAGGUAGUGACUACACUUGUGAGAGUACGAAGCAGCCGUGGGAGGUGCGCGCUCAUGCUAGUGCAGGUCAGGCCAGCUUUGAGUCAGGAGGGGGAACAGAAUUCAGGAAGAAGGAGGUUGAAUUUUGAGGGCAGUCUGACUUGGCCGUUUGUAACUUGGGUUUCUUUUUAAAAUACGGCCACAUAACAGAAGGGGAAAUGAACUUGCUAAUGGGUUGCUGUUGCUUCACCUUCUGCAGAAAUAUCCCUGGCCGGAAAAUGGAUUUCCAUGUCAUUCUCUACAUCCAUCACCACAUUAGAAAAUGGAUUUUUUUUCCCCUUCAGAGAUGUCUUGGGGACGUAUUUUAAGUGGUACUAUAGGUAAGGAGCUGUUUGGUUCAGCUAGUGAAAACCCAGUGGAGAAUCUUAUAAAAAUCUAUGUUGAUAAGGAAAAUCGUCUAGCCAAGUUGCUUCCUUUUUAGAGAAUCAAGUCAUUUGAUAAUUUGUUUCCUCAUCUUUAAGAAAAGGAACUUAAAUCACAGCAGGCAUGAAGGAUUUUCUUUUGUGCAAGGGUAAAAUCUGAGAAAGGAACUAAGCAUUUGUGGGCCAUAUUUUAAAAUUCAAAAUAUUAAUAGCUUAUAGAGUUUUAUAGAAAACUUUAACUGGAAUCAAAGAACAUGACUGAGAAAAUGUAUGCUGCUUUUUAGCCAUUAAAAUACUAAUAUUAUUUCGACUUCUAAUCUUAACCCUUAAUGCUGUGUAGUGCUUUUGAGUUAACAAAGUUCAAUCAUAAGUAGUAUUUUAUUUGCCAGAAACCAAAGUGGGUAGGUUUCAUCAUUUUCAAAUUAAAGAAUGGAAAAUACACCCAUGAGAUGCAGCAAUACACUCACGAUGGGCUGAGUUAGCUUCAGAGUCAGGCUAGACUGCAUCCCAUUCCAUGCUGAAUUGACAGAGUGCCUGCUGGACGCAAGGCAUUAUGAUGACAACAGAGGUCUCAUCUUCAUUUUGGCAAAAUCACAUUGGUAGUCGUGGGGGGGGGGUGGAUAUGUCGGGUACAAAUCGAGUCAGAAAGACUGGUUGCUGUUGUCCAAAUAAAUGUCUGUGUGAAUUAAGGCAUUGGAGAAGAGACACGGAUUUGGAAACUGAUAGUGUUUAGUUGAAUAUAAUGGCUGAGUGAGUUUUCCUUUUAUUACGAACUGUAUACUUUUAAUUAAUACAUGAAUGUCGCAGUGCAGGUUUAGACAUGACCUGUGUUACAAUUCCGAUAGAUACAAAGCCCUAGCUAUUUGCAAAUGUAAUUAUUUUUAUAAGUAUCUGAAUGAACUCAGCAACUUUGGACUUAACUAACUUUAAAAUGUAUCAUUGGUGGUAUUUGGGAUUUUAGAGUUUUGUAUCCAUGAUGAAUUGCUUUCAUCCCUCCAUUAUCUCUUAGUACAGAAGUUGCAGACAUUCCUACAUAAAGGUGUUACACACCCAGCAAAUGUUUUGGACUUUGUGUUAAAUUCUAAAGUUUUCUUCACUUCCUUCCACAUACUCUCCCAAUGUGAGGCACUGCGUUUGUAUUUUAAUGCAAGAGAGAGAGAGCAAGAGACCUUGUAUGUACAGUCUGCAGAGGGGGAAUUUUGCCUCUGUUGUUUGUUGACUAGAACAGAGCACAGCACAUAGUGGGCACUCAAUAUAAUUGCUAAGUGUUGAUGGUAAGCUGAAUUCCUCACCCUCGGCUUAAGGGUGAUUUCUAAAGGCUUGUGUUUUCAGUUAUAUGGACCAAUAAAUCUUGAGAAUUUAAACCA
This is a messenger RNA of Vicugna pacos (alpaca), 3933 nucleotides long. Lineage: Eukaryota; Metazoa; Chordata; Mammalia; Artiodactyla; Camelidae. The record is from RefSeq and is a predicted model, not a curated record.